Erythranthe guttata (spotted monkey flower) is the source of this 2900-nucleotide messenger RNA. The record is from RefSeq and is a predicted model, not a curated record. Lineage: Eukaryota; Viridiplantae; Streptophyta; Magnoliopsida; Lamiales; Phrymaceae.
UUUCAUGUUCAAUUCAAAAAAAAAAUAUUAUUGAAGAGAAAUAUUAUUCAAUUUCAUUCUCCCAAAGUGAAUCGAUAAACCUCAAAGAAAACGGUUGCAUAUUUUCGGGCGAAAGGACUCUAGGAAUUCCCGUCAUCCCGUCAUCCUAUUUCCGGUCGAAGGAAGGUCUCCAACGAUUUUCUUCGUUCUUACAGUAGGUGUAUUUUUUUUAUUAUUAUUAUUUUCACCCAACAAUAGAUUAUUUAUUAAAUUAUAUUUCUUUCUCCAGGUACUUAUAGGAAUUGAAUUUUGAAUUAGAAAACAAGUCUAUAGAUGUCAACAAGCCUGUGAAUUGCAAAACGAAGAAAAUAAACCACUGGACAGAUAUUUCUCCAGGUGCUAUUGUUUCUUUUAUUUAUUUAUUUUUAUUUAGAUUAGUAGUAUUGUUGUUGAGUUUAAUUUUUCACUGAAAAUUUAAUAUGAGUCCUAAAAAACAAGACUCUGGAUUUAAAAAAAGGGAAAAAAAGAAAAAGCAAGAUGAGGAAGAUGUGCAUUUAAGAAAAUCUAUGGCUAAAUGGAUUUUCAAAAAACAUGAUAAUUUAGGUAAUGCAAUAGUUGAGAAUUUAGAUAAUAUUAACGAGGCGAAUGAAGAGAAUACAAAUUGUGUGAAUGAAGAAAUUGGUGAUAUAAUUGAAUCUGAGAAUGAAAUUAAUAUAAAUGAAAAAAGUGAUAAUGCAUUUAACGAACCAAAUUUGGAUGUGGAUAUUUAUGAUCCAAGGGUAUGGGAUGGUUUAGAUGCGAAGUUUAGAGACUUGCUUGUAGAAAAUGGCCCUAAAAGAGAAUUAAAUGUAGAAUAUCCUCUUGAUAAACUUGGUAGGCAUUUCUCCUCAAAUUUUUAUAUGCGAGUAUUAUCCAAUGGGGAAAAGCAUGAUAGAAAGUGGCUAGUAUAUUCAAAACAUUUAGAUAAAGUUUUUUGUUUUUGUUGUAAGUUAUUUAAAACAAUGCCGAGUAGAAGUUUGUUAGGAAGCGAAGGAAUUUGUGAUUGGAAACAUCUUAGCGAGAAACUUACACAACAUGAAAAUAGUAAAGAACAUCUCAUUAACUUAAGAACUUGUGUUGAGUUGCGAAUUCGAUUGAGCAAAAAUCAAACAAUUGACAAAGAAAUACAAGAGCUAAUUAAGCAAGAUACUCAACAUUGGAAACAAGUUAUGCUUAGAAUAGUUGCUGCUGUAAAAUGUCUUGCAAUACAUAAUUUGGCAUUUCGUGGCACAAAUGAACGGCUUAAUGAAGAUGCAAAUGGAAAUUUUUUGGGCUUAAUUGAAAUGAUUGGGGAGUUUGAUCCGGUAAUGCAACAUCAUUUUCGACUAAUUCAAGAUAAAAAAAUUCAUUAUCAUUAUCUUAGUCAUAAAAUACAAAAUGAAUUGAUACAAAUUCUAGCUUCAAAAGUCAAAGAUGCAAUUAUUGAAAUAAUACGAGAGGCAAAAUAUUAUUCUGUAAUCCUUGAUUGUACUCCAGAUGCAAGUCAUCAAGAACAAAUGACAGUAAUUAUAAGAUGUGUAGAUGUGUCAAAUACUCCAAUAAAAGUAGAAGAGUACUUCUUAGAAUAUAGAAAUGUGGUUGAUACUUCUGGAUUCGGGCUUUUUAAUGAAUUGAAAUCUGUUUUAACAUCUCUUUCACUUAAUAUCGAUAAUAUUAGGGGGCAAGGAUAUGAUAAUGGCUCUAAUAUGAAAGGAAAAAAUAUAGGUGUCCAAAGACGAUUGCUCGACAUUAAUCCAAGAGCGUUUUAUAUGCCGUGUGCUUCUCACUGUCUUAAUUUGAUUCUUUGUGAAAUGGCAAACUCUAGUAUCAAAGCAAAAAGUUUUUUUGGAGCUUGUCAAUGCAUAUAUACUGUUUUUGCUAAUUCCACAAAACGUUGGAAUAUUUUACUUGAUUAUAUUGAUGGAUUAACUUUAAAAUCAUUGUCAACUACACGCUGGGAAAGUCAUAUUGAAAGUGUUAAAGCAAUUUUAUCUCAAGUUUCCCAAAUUAGAGAAGCAUUGCUUAAAUUGGUAGAAAUUAGUGAUGAUGCCAAAUUGAGUAGAGAUGCUGAAUCAUUAGCAUUAGGAGAACUUUCAAAUUUUGAAUUUAUACUAAGUUUAGUUAUUUGGCAUGAUGUUUUGCUUCGAAUUAAUGUAGUUAGUAAGAAGUUACAAUCUGAAGAUAUGUGUCUUGAUGUUGCUGUUAAACAAUUGGAAGGAUUGAUUUCAUUUUUUGAGAAUUAUAGAUUAAAUGGAUUAAAUUCAGCCAUUAUAGAUGCUAAGAAAAUAGCAAUUGAUAUGGAAAUUGAGCCUGUAUUUGUUAAAAAAAGAAAACUUAGUAGAAAGAGGCAUUUUGAUGAGACUUUUAAUAGUAGACAAUGCUCUUUCUCAAUUGAGGAGUAGGUUUGAACAAUUGCAAUUGUUUCAAUCUAUUUUCGGUUUUUUAUUCAAUGCAAAAAACUUUAUUUCAUUAGAUAGUAAAGAAUUGAAGUGUCAUUGUGAAAAUCUUGAAAAUGCUUUAAAAUAUGGUGAUGUUUCUGAUGUUAAUGCUAGAGAUUUAAUUUCUGAAUUGGAGGUGUUGCAAGCUAUGUUACCUAGUGAAUCAUAUGAAAUAAAUAAACCAUGGAAUUGCAUUAAGAUGUUAGAGUUUGUGAAAAGCAUGGAUAUGUUUCCAAAUGUAAUGAUUGCUUAUAGAAUAUUGUUGACUAUUCCUGUUACUGUUGCAUCCGCGGAACGAAGUUUUUCCAAAUUAAAGUUGUUGAAAUCUUAUUUGAGAAGUACAAUGGCUCAAGAAAGGCUUAAUGCUUUAGCAAUACUAUGUAUUGAAAAAAAUAUGUUGGAAAGCAUUUCAUAUGAUAGUAUAAUUGAUGAUUUUGCUUCUAAAAGUGCAACAAGAAGACAUUU